AUGGACGCGCUGCUGCUGCAAGAAGCUGCUAGGGCUGAGGCCGUGGCACGACUUCAAGAGGAGGCGCGUUCCCCGAUCGAGGCAUGGAGGGCCCGCGAUGCGGCGCUCGCAUCGGAGAGGGCAGCGAAGGAAGCGGCCCUCGCUAAACUUUGCGAGCAGAGGCAGCAGCUGGUGGAGCGCAUCAAUUUCUGCAAGCAGCAGGAUUCGCGAUGGUGGCCUGAGGCCGCACGUCUCCAAGCCCAACUGGCUGGUGUGCAGCAGGCCGUUCAGGCCAUUGAGCAAGAAAAGGCAAGAUUUCAGCAGGUGCAGGAGCAGAAGGCUGAUCCCUGCAGCCGUUUCACCAACGCGCUGAAGGACCACUUGCGGCAGUGCGAAAACCGCACUUGUCCCAUGGCCCAUCUGCACCAGCAGCCAGUUCUUAUCCGAGAGUGGCGCGAGCUUGUGCUGUCGAGAAUCAUCCGAAAGUCCACCCAGGCCAUGUCAUAG
Symbiodinium sp. CCMP2592 is the source of this 486-nucleotide messenger RNA. The record is from the annotation of a GenBank genome assembly. Lineage: Eukaryota; Dinophyceae; Suessiales; Symbiodiniaceae.